ACCUCACUGGCUAGAGCAACAGAAGACUCAGGACAUGAGGAGAGUGAGAGACAAUGAGCUCCAAUCAGCACUGUGUCAAAUUAAAUGAUGGCCACUUCAUUCCUGCCUUUGGCUUUGGCACCUGUAAACCCAGUGAGGUUCCCAAGAGUAAGUCACUGGAGGCUGCAUGCCUAGCUCUAGAUGUUGGGUACCGCCAUAUUGACACAGCUUAUGAAUACCACGUAGAAGAGGAGAUAGGACAGGCCAUUCAAAGCAAGAUUAAAGCUGGUGUUGUAAAGAGAGAAGACCUGUUCAUCACUACAAAGCUUUGGUGCACUUGCUUUCGUCCAGAGCUGGUCAAGCCUGCUUUGGAAAAAUCACUGAAAAACCUUCAACUGGAUUAUGUUGAUCUUUAUAUUAUGCAUUUCCCAGUGCCAAUGAAGCCAGGGGAUGAUGAUUUUCCAGUAGAUAAGCAAGGGAAAUUUCUAUUGGACACUGUGGAUUUCUGUGACACAUGGGAGAUGUUGGAGAAGUGUAAGGAUGCAGGAUUGGUCAAGUCAAUUGGGGUGUCCAACUUUAACCACAGGCAGCUGGAUCGAAUACUAAACAAGCCAGGACUGAAGUACAAACCUGUCUGCAACCAGGUUGAAUGUCACAUUUACUUGAACCAGAGUAAGCUAUUGAAUUACUGCAAAUCAAAAGACAUUGUUCUUGUUGCUUAUGGUGCUCUGGGAACCCAGCGAUAUAAAGAAUGGGUGGACCAGAACUCCCCAGUUCUGUUGAAUGAUCCAGUUCUUUGUGAUGUGGCCAAAAAGAACAAGCGAAGCCCUGCCCUGAUUGCACUUCGAUACCUGGUUCAGCGUGGGGUCGUGCUCCUGGCCCAGAGUUUCAAAGAGAAUGAGAUGAGAGAGAAUUUGCAGGUUUUUGAAUUUCAGUUGUCCCCUGAGGACAUGAAAACACUAGACGGCCUGAACAAAAAUUUUCGAUACCUUCCAGCGGAUUCCCUUGUGGGCCACCCAGAGUAUCCAUUUUCAGAGGAAUAUUAACAUGGAACCUAAUUAUGACUGCUGCCUGAAGUCCCUGUGUGUGAACCAUGAUGCUGGUGAUGUGACCUAGAUGCUGUUGGAUGGACAUGUCAUUUCUGAUCAAUCCAGGUUGCUCAGCAACUCACAUUCACCUGAAGCUUUAGUUAAUGAUCUCAAAGAAAAGGGAUAUAAUUUUGAUGAUGCUUUAAAAUAAAUAUAAAAAAUUUCUCUU
Messenger RNA from Mastomys coucha (southern multimammate mouse), 1236 nucleotides. RefSeq names its product aldo-keto reductase family 1 member C13. The record is from RefSeq and is a predicted model, not a curated record. Lineage: Eukaryota; Metazoa; Chordata; Mammalia; Rodentia; Muridae. Gene Ontology annotation, molecular function: steroid dehydrogenase activity; aldose reductase (NADPH) activity; ketosteroid monooxygenase activity. Gene Ontology annotation, biological process: steroid metabolic process. Gene Ontology annotation, cellular component: cytosol. Bases 54 to 1025 code for a protein of 323 amino acids. The transcript has 10 exons.